Molecule: messenger RNA, 935 nt
Organism: Tribolium castaneum (red flour beetle)
Lineage: Eukaryota; Metazoa; Arthropoda; Insecta; Coleoptera; Tenebrionidae
Gene: Vps60
Product: Vacuolar protein sorting 60
Exons: 4
Coding region: 99-770 (223 amino acids)
Biological process (GO): late endosome to vacuole transport via multivesicular body sorting pathway; vesicle budding from membrane
Cellular component (GO): multivesicular body
Source: RefSeq, a predicted model, not a curated record
CAGUUUUAACAAACGUCAAAUCCAAGGUCGUGUCAAGUGUCAACUUGUGCAUAAAAAUAAGUGAAUCACCUAUUAUUAUUCUCUAAAAAUUGGUAAAAAUGAACCGAUUAUUCGGCAGAGGUAAACCGAAAGAGCCAGGCCCUAGCAUAGCAGACUGCAUUGCAGGGGUUGAUCAACGAGCCGAAAGUGUUGAAAAGAAAAUACAAACCUUGGAAAAUGAUCUCCGAAAAUUCAGAGAUCAAAUGUCGAAAAUGAGGGAGGGGCCAGGCAAAAACGCAAUUAAAGCCAAAGCCUUGAGGAUCCUAAAACAAAAGAAGAUGUACGAACAACAACUUGACAAUCUAAGGGGCCAGAGUUUCAACAUGGAACAGGCGAAUUAUGCCCACCAGGCGUUGAAAGACACGCACACCACUGUUGUAGCAAUGAAAGAUGGCAUGAAGCAGAUGAAGAAGGAAUUCAAGAAGAUUAACAUUGAUGAUAUUGAUGAUGUUCAAGACGAGUUGGCUGAUUUGAUGGAACAAGCAGAUGAGGUGCAGGAAGCUCUUGGCAGGAGUUACAACACUCCAGAACUAGAUGAGGAUGAUCUUGCUGCUGAACUGGAAGCACUGGGCGAUGAAAUUGCCCUAGAUGAUGACACUAGCUACUUAGAUGAUGUCAUAAAAGCACCAGAGGCGCCCAAGGAUAAACCAGAAUCAGAAAAGGAUAAAAACAAGGAUGGAAUUCCAGUUGAUGAGUUCGGGUUGCCCCAAAUUCCAAGCCACACGAAUUAAACAUGCCUUCAUUCUAAAUGUAAAUAUGUUAAAUCAGCUACAGGUUCGUGUUUUUAUUAUUGCACAUAAUGGUAGUUGAAAUGUAUUUUUAUGUGAUUUAUUUCAAUUUAAGUGUAUAAUUUUUUGCUUUUAUAUUUUCUAAUUAAAAAGUUAACAAGUUACAAA